Molecule: messenger RNA, 1116 nt
Organism: Oldenlandia corymbosa var. corymbosa
Lineage: Eukaryota; Viridiplantae; Streptophyta; Magnoliopsida; Gentianales; Rubiaceae
Source: the annotation of a GenBank genome assembly
AUGGAGGGGGAAACAGGUGCGAUGCAGCCGUUGAAAGGAGGGGCAUAUUUGCGAUUUCAUCAGUUUCCUCUUCCUCAAUUUAUUGCCGCUAUUCUUCAUUUCUUUCUUUUAACACUACUCAUCGAGGCUCCAACCCGGUUCAAAGAAUUUAAGAUUCGAAGUUGGAGAGUUGAAGGCUACGGUACAAUGGAUAAGUAUGAGAAGCUUGAGAAAGUAGGAGAAGGGACGUAUGGGAAGGUGUACAAGGCCAAGGACAAGGUUACGGGUCAAUUGGUGGCCCUCAAGAAGACACGGCUGGAGAUGGAUGAAGAGGGUGUUCCUCCCACUGCCCUCCGCGAGGUGUCCCUCCUCCAGAUGCUUUCCCAGUCACUGUAUGUUGUACGCCUGCUUUCUGUUGAGCAUAUUGUGGAUGGAAGCAAGAAAGAUGGCAGCGGAAAACCCCUUCUUUACCUUGUUUUUGAGUACCUGGAUACUGACCUCAAGAAGUUCAUUGACUCCCACCGUAAGGGUCCCAACCCUCGCCCCCUACCCCCAGCCCAAAUUCAGAGCUUCCUCUUCCAGCUCUGCAAGGGUGUUGCACAUUGUCAUAGCCACGGAGUACUUCACCGAGAUCUCAAGCCCCAGAACCUUCUUGUUGACAAGAAUAAGGGAAUCUUAAAGAUUGCUGAUCUUGGAUUAGGCAGAGCUUUCACUGUCCCUCUCAAGAGCUAUACUCAUGAGAUCGUCACCCUGUGGUACAGAGCUCCAGAGGUUCUCUUGGGAUCUACCCAUUAUUCUACUGGUGUUGAUAUGUGGUCCGUCGGUUGCAUUUUUGCUGAGAUGGCAAGAAGGCAAGCUUUAUUUCCAGGGGAUUCUGAGUUCCAACAACUGCUCCACAUAUUUAGGUUGUUGGGUACACCAAGUGAGAAGCAGUGGCCAGGUGUGUCUUCACUGCGAGAUUGGCAUGUGUACCCUCAAUGGGAGCCGCAGGACUUGGCACGACAUGUUCCAUCAUUGGGUCAAGAUGGUCUUGACCUUCUAUCUCAAAUGCUUAGAUUUGAUCCAGCUGAGAGAAUAUCAGCAAAAGCUGCGCUAGAUCAUCCCUACUUCGACAGCUUGGAUAAAUCACAAUACUGA